Prorocentrum cordatum is the source of this 614-nucleotide messenger RNA. NCBI's taxonomy places the organism in Eukaryota, Dinophyceae, Prorocentrales, Prorocentraceae. The record is from the annotation of a GenBank genome assembly.
CCCUCUACCGCCGCGCUUUCGACUGCGACGUCGUGGGCCACUUCGGCAUCUACGGCUGCCGAGGAGAACGAGGCGUCGCCAGGGCCACCGCGGGCAGCGAUUGCAGCGCGCGGCCGCAGCGGCUCGCCGAGCUACCAGGGCGCUGGGGCGCCGGCUUGCCCGGCCACGCGCUGGCGCCGCCCAAUCAGAUGCGCGACGACGCGCGGGCGCGGGUCGAGGGCCGACCUGCGCCCGGCACGCGGGCGCCUGUUUCGCCAAUUGACAGGGCGCGCGCCGCGGAAGCGCCGGGGCGGAUCGGCGCCGGCCCACCAUGCCCAACCACGUCGAACGGACGAUGCGCCGCAGACCACCAGGACCGGGACGGCCCCGUCCAGGGCCCGACAGCGACCAAGGGAUUCCCGAUGACCCCAUCGAAGACCCAGACGACGCUGGCGGACUGCUGCAGACUCGCGCCACCAGGUACAGUGACUGCCUCCGACAGACGGAUGCACGCCAGCGAAGGCACGGUCCUACACCUCCAGCUCGCAGCCAUUGCGCACCCAUGGGGGCCAGUUCGCGCAAGUUUCCAGACCAGGAUGGAGGAGCGCAUCGACCGCGCCAUGGGCGAGAUCCAG